UGCAGUGGAGGAGAGAACGCGUAGUAACAAAUUCACUGUCAAACAAAAAAACUUGAUGAAUGAAUGCAGUCGCCUUUUGUAGAAUUACACAAAUAUAGCUGCGCCGGGUUGCGGCAAGGUUGCUCUUCGUUAGAAUCGCUUCACAGAGCUUCUGCUGCAGAAAACCUCUGUAGCUGUCGAUGCUGCUGUUUCUUGCAGAAAAUCCUUGAAACAUUACAGCUGCAGUGCACAGACCCAAUACUCCCGUUAUAUCAGAAUCCUAGGUGAAGCCCCUUCGCCAGAGCAUGAGAGCAGCGGCCUGGGUGAGGGAGGGAGUCAUGCUAUGAUGCAAGCUCCUGGCUGCAGGAUGAACCUGGCUGCGGUCCUGAACGGGCUGCUGGUGUCGGUGGUGGCGGCGCUGCUCUGGAAGUACGUGAAGCUGAUCGAGCACGCCGCCCUGCUGGAGGAGGAGCUGCUGCUGACGCGGCAGUCCCAGGAGCUGUCCCAGGUGCGCAUCGACUACCACGCCGCCCUGCUGGCCCUCCAGGAGCACGGCACCCGCAUGGUCUGCACAGGCAAGAUGCACACGGACCGCAUCUGCCGCUUCGACUACCUGUGCUACUCCACCGAGGCCGAGGAGUUUGUCUUCUUCCACAGCAACUCCUCGGUCAUGCUGCCCAACCUGGGUGCCCGCCGCUUCCAGCCUGCCCUGCUGGACCUCUCCUCCGUGGAGGACCACAACACCCAGUACUUCAACUUCAUGGAGUUGCCGGCCGCUGCCCUCAAAUUCAUGCCCAAGCCCGUGUUCGUGCCCGAUGUCGCCCUCAUCCUCAACCGCUUCAAUCCGGACAACCUGAUGCAUGUUUUUCACGACGACCUGCUGCCCAUCUACUACACCAUGGGCCAGUACUCGGACCUGGACGAGGAGGCCAGGCUAGUGUUCAUGGAGGGCUGGAGUGAGGGCCCGCACUUCCAGCUCUACCGGCUGCUGAGCAGCAAGCAGCCGCUCCUCAAGGAGCAGCUGAAGAACUUCGGCAAGAUCCUGUGCUUCACCAAGUCCUACGUGGGCCUGUCCAAGAUGACCACCUGGUACCAGUACGGCUUUGUCCAGCCACAGGGCCCCAAGGCCAACAUCCUGGUGUCGGGUAAUGAGCUCAGGCAGUUCGCGGCCUUCUUGGCGGAGAAGCUGAACGUGACGGCGGAGGAGCACAAGGAGGAGCAGGACGACGGCUACAUCGUGGUCUUCAGCCGCUCCAUCAACAGGCUCAUCCUCAACGAGGCAGAGCUGAUCCUGACGCUGGCGCAGGAGUUCCAGAUGAAGGUGGUCACCGUGUCACUGGAGGAGCACUCGCUAGCGGACAUUAUCCGGGCCGUGGGCAGGGCGUCCAUGCUGGUCAGCAUGCACGGGGCCCAGCUCAUCACCUCCCUCUUCCUUCCGCGCGGCGCCGCUGUGGUGGAGCUCUUCCCAUACGCCGUCAACCCGGAGCACUACGCCCCCUACAGGACACUGGCCUCGCUGCCGGGCAUGGACCUGCAUUACGUGGCCUGGAGGAACACCAUUGAGGAGAACUCUGUGGCCUUCCCCGAGCGAUCCUGGGACCAGGGCGGCAUCGCGCACCUGGAGAAGGAGGAGCAGGAGCGCAUCCUGAAGAGCAAGGAGGUGCCGCGACACCUGUGCUGCAGGAACCCGGAGUGGCUCUUCCGCAUUUACCAGGACACCAAGGUGGACAUCCCCUCCCUGCUGGACACCCUGCGCCAGGGGCUGACCACCAGGCCCAGCCCCAAGAAGGCCAGGGCCGCCAGCACGGUCCACCCGGGCAGGGUGAGGGAGCCCCGGUGCCAGACGUCCGUCCAGGCCACCAACGAGGCCAAGCUGACUGUGUCCUGGCAGAUCCCCUGGAACCUCAAGUACCUGAAGGUCAGAGAGGUGAAGUACGAGGUGUGGAUUCAGGAGCAGGGGGAGAACACCUACAUGCCUUACAUCCUCCCGCACCAGAACUACACCUUCUCUGAAAACAUCAAACCGUUCACCACCUACCUGGUGUGGGUCCGCUGCAUCUUCAACAAAACGCUGCUGGGCCCCUUCGCAGAUGUUCUCAUGUGCAGAACCUGAUGCCGGUAUGUCCACAGCGUUGUAAGGUGGACGCUCCCGCCCCAGCUCUGUCCCGACAGCCAGACUCACUGGAGAGGUUUACUCUUGAACGUGUUUUCCUUCAGUUGGUUCUGUAUUCAAGAUCAGAAAAAUCAGGCCCGAUGCUGCUGAGGUUCUGACUCAUUCUGUGGUAUUUGGUACCUGAGAGACAAAGGUCUUGACCUUCUCUCUACAGGGUGGCAGAGUAUGAGGGCAAAAUUUAAAUGAGGAGUUUUGGGGGAAUAUAAAACUCGUUGGAAAAAAUUCAGAAG
Messenger RNA from Megalops cyprinoides (Indo-Pacific tarpon), 2382 nucleotides. RefSeq names its product protein O-linked mannose N-acetylglucosaminyltransferase 2 (beta 1,4-) (gene pomgnt2). Gene Ontology annotation, biological process: protein O-linked glycosylation via mannose. The record is from RefSeq and is a predicted model, not a curated record. Gene Ontology annotation, molecular function: protein binding; protein O-acetylglucosaminyltransferase activity. NCBI's taxonomy places the organism in Eukaryota, Metazoa, Chordata, Actinopteri, Elopiformes, Megalopidae. The coding region runs from base 323 to 2092 and encodes 589 amino acids. The transcript is spliced from 2 exons. Gene Ontology annotation, cellular component: endoplasmic reticulum.